CGCAGGCCGCAGCAAAAAGCAUCGGGCUCCAGCAGCCUCCCAACUCUCCAGUCGGCAGCAAGGAAUGGCGCCUGGCUUCCUUGCAAAGCAAAACGCAAGAACAUCUCUGGCCCUGAUUCUCUGCCUUGCUUUGGCGCCGAUCUUACCUUCCAGCCAAAGAAACGGCACCAUCCUUCCCGGCGCGCAUAUAUGCCGGCCGCGCUGACGCCUUGACGCACCACAAGGACGAAGGACCUCAGCCCAAAGCCUACCCAUCUCCGAUCCCUCUCCAGCCGAUCCGCCUGCAGGGAGAAAUAAAGCAGCAAGCGAUGGCGUCCGGCGGGCAGCGGUCCAUGGCGUCCGCCCUCCUGUUCCUGAACCUCAUCAUGUACGUCGUCGUCGCGGCCAUCGCCGGCGGGGCCAUCAACUACAGCAUCGACGAGAGCAGGAACUCACUGCAGGGCGUGUCCCCGCCGGUGCGCCUGUUCCCGAUCUACUUCCCGAUCGGCAACCUGGCGACGGGGUUCUUCGUCAUCUUCGCGCUCGUCGCGGGCGUCGUCGGCAUCUCCACCUCCCUCACCGGCCUGCACGACGUCGCCCAGGGGCUCCCGGCCAACAUGAUGUCCGCCGCCGCCGCCGCGCUCGUCACCUGGACCCUCACCCUCCUCGCCAUGGGGCUGGCCUGCAAGGAGAUCAAUGUCAGCUGGAGGCCCGCGAGCCUGCGCACCUUGGAGGCGUUCACCAUCAUCCUGGCCGGGACGCAGCUGCUCUGCGCCGGGUCGCUCCACGCCGGCGCGCACGCGGCCAUCCUCACCACCCCCAUCGGCGGCAGGGUCUGAUCAUGACGUGAUCGACUGAGAGUCUGAGACGGCGGCGGCGACGACGGACAUGUAUACGAGAGACUUGUCAUCUUGGGCACGCAGUGGGUCGGCGGUCUGCGCGUGCGCGCGUGAUCGAUGUGUGUGUGUGUGGCCGGUGGGUGCUUGAAAUUCGUGUGUGCUAUUCGCUUUCAAGGUGUUUGGUGUGGGUCUCGUGGUGAAUUAUUGAACUAUAUAUAUAUGGUAUGGCGAUUCUUUUCCAUG
Messenger RNA from Panicum virgatum (switchgrass), 1061 nucleotides. Its product is annotated as membrane protein PM19L-like. The transcript is spliced from 3 exons. The coding region runs from base 309 to 818 and encodes 169 amino acids. The record is from RefSeq and is a predicted model, not a curated record. NCBI's taxonomy places the organism in Eukaryota, Viridiplantae, Streptophyta, Magnoliopsida, Poales, Poaceae.